AUGCCCGUCGCGAAACGCGGUCUCGUCGCCCCACAAAACACCUUCCUAGAGAACGUCAUCCGACGAUGCAACAAUACAGACACGUCGUUCAUUCUGGCCAACGCACAAGUUGUUGACUAUCCGAUCGUCUACUGCAAUGACGGUUUCUCGAAACUUGUCGGCUAUUCGCGAGCGGAAAUUAUGCAGAAACCGUGCUCGCUGGAGUUUCUUCACGGAGAUCACGGAGACGCUUCGAACUUCGCUAGGAUUCAGGAAGCGCUGGACAACGGCCGCAUCGACCAGGCUGAAAUUGCACUCUGCAAAAAGAACAAGACACCAAUUUGGCUGCUCGUACAUCUGGCUCCAAUAAAAAAUGACAAGGACUCCAUAGUGCUCUAUCUAUGCCAAUUCAAAGAUAUUACGCCAUUGAAGCAGCCAUUGGAUGACGAGAAUAACAAGGGUCUGUCGCGUAUUCUACAAAUCGCCCGAAUCGCUAAAUCUAAGCAGCAGUUCAAUCAGAUUGAGACCAAAGAUCUUCACAAGGCCACCACAUCUAUUUCAUCGAACUUCACCCAGGUGAUGAACCUUGGUGGUGAUAUGCUGCCGCAAUAUCGUCAGGAAACACCGAAGACCUCACCACACAUCAUACUGCAUUAUUCGACGUUCAAAACUAUCUGGGAUUGGUCGAUUUUGGCGUUAACGUUUUAUACAGCGUUUAUGGUUCCAUUCAAUAUUGCCUUCAAAAACAGCCUUAAACCAUUUCUCAUGCAACCGUUCAGGGAAUAUCCGGGUGGUGGCAUUGACUCUGUUGCAUUAAUGGAUUCGAUUGUCGAUGUCAUAUUUUUUGCUGAUAUUUUGUUAAAUUUUCACACUACAUUUGUUGGUCCGGGUGGUGAGGUUGUGAUAGACCCAUCGAUAAUUCGACAAAACUAUUUCAAAUCUUGGUUUUUAAUCGAUCUCUUAUCAUGCUUGCCUUACGAUAUAUUUUAUAUGUUCAAAAGAGAUGACGAGAGGAUCGGUAGCCUAUUCUCAGCGCUGAAGGUGGUUCGAUUGUUACGACUAGGUCGAGUAGCUCGGAAGCUAGAUAACUAUCUGGAGUACGGAGCCGCUACUCUUCUGCUUCUCUUGUGUGCCUACGUCCUGGUGGCGCACUGGCUAGCUUGCAUAUGGUUCAGCGUUGGUGAAUACGAAGUUCGCAUCAAGGUGGACAACCCAUUAUUUCCUGAUGGCUGGUUGUUUCGACUGGCUAAUGACCUCAAGUCCCCGUACAACAUCAAUCUGUCAAAUCGAACUCGACUAGUUGGCGGACCUUCAAGGACGAGUUCCUAUAUCUCGUCGCUUUAUUUCACGAUGAGCUGUAUGUCAACAGUCGGCUUCGGAAAUAUUGCCAGCACAACCGACAACGAGAAGGUGUUUGGAGUCUGCAUGAUGAUCAUCUCCGCUCUGCUGUAUGCGGCUAUAUUUGGUCAUAUGACGACGAUCAUUCAACAAAUGACAUCUGCAACAGUAAGGUAUCACGAUAUGAUCAGUAAUGUUCGGGAGUUCAUCAAGUUGCAGGAGGUGCCAAAGGAAUUGGCUGAACGUGUGAUGGACUACGUAGUGUCGACUUGGGCAAUGACGAAAGGCAUUGACACUCAGAAGGUUCUCGGUUAUUGUCCGAAGGAUAUGAAAGCCGACAUUUGCGUGCACCUGAAUCGAAAAGUCUUCAAUGAACAUUCCUGUUUUCGUCUUGCCUCCGAUGGAUGCCUUCGUUCCCUCGCAAUGUUUCUUGAGUCUAAUCAUGCCGCUCCUGGCGAUCUUCUCUACCAUACCGGAGAGUCGGUCGACGCGCUGUGGUUCGUCGUCAGUGGAUCAUUGGAAGUGAUACAAGACGAGGAAGUUGUAGCGAUUUUAGGAAAGGGAGACGUAUUUGGAGACGAAUUUUGGAGGAACAAUGGUUCAACAGGCCAGUCAGCUGCCAAUGUUCGAGCGCUCACUUACACCGAUCUGCAUGUGAUCAAAAAGGAUAGGCUUAUGGAGGUUUUGAAUUUCUACAAGGCAUUCGCAAAUUCAUUUGCCAGGAAUUUGGUGCUUACGUACAACCUGACGCAUCGCUUGAAAUUUCGGAAGGUGGUAGAUGUCAAGCGUGAAAAGGAAUUGAACGCGAGACGGAAGAACGAGAAGAUCACGUUACCACCCGAUCAUCCUGUUCGAAAGCUGCUCUUCCGUAUGAGAGAGCGGCAUGGACCCAGGAUAUUUCCCAGCCCAAUGUUCGCUGAUAUUGAAAAGGGAUUGAAAAAACAGAACGUGGAUAUGGAUCGAAUCUCAUCGGUGCAUUCAAUGGUGGAUGAGACGUCGAAUCUGCUCGCAUCCAGCCAUUGGUCGCGAUCACCACGAAAUGGACAGAAAAACAAACGAGCGCCAUUGCUUAAGCGGCAAACAGUUGAUGACGAUGCGCUCUCGAGAACCAGUUGGGGAGCGGGCAAUGGCGAACAGAAACAGAAAGAACGACACGAAACGUCGUUGACUAACAUCCGAUCUGAGAUGAGGUCGAAAUUCGACUUGAUUAACGACAAACUUAGCGUGGUCGAACAAAUCAACUCACGACUGCAGACUCUUGAGCGGCUCAUUCUUCAAUUGAGGAACAGCCCUGGAGGUGCGCUCAAAUUUGUUUUUUUCCUAAUUGAAAAAAUUCUGCAGAUUUAUCUAGGUGGAUAA
Molecule: messenger RNA, 2676 nt
Organism: Angiostrongylus costaricensis
Lineage: Eukaryota; Metazoa; Nematoda; Chromadorea; Rhabditida; Metastrongylidae
Source: the annotation of a GenBank genome assembly